AUGGCCCUACUCUGUACCAAGUUGCUCAAUUUGUCCUUCAUUUCACCAGUUAGUUUCGGCAAACCUCAAAAAGAAGGAGGGCCUUAUCUUCUCGGGCAUAGAAAUGGUUCUCCCCUCCGAUGCUUGGCAAGCAAAAACGUUUGUGAAAGAAAAUCAGCGAAUUACCAGCCUAACCUCUGGAAUUACGAUUUUUUGCAGUCCUUGAAACAUGAUUAUGCGGAUGUAAUACAUGAAGACAGGGUCAGGAAACUACUGGAGGAAGUGCGAAGAAUGAUAAAGGAUGAAAAUGCAGAUAUAUGGGCCACACUGGAGCUCAUUGAUGAUGUGAAACGCUUGGGCCUCGGGUACCACUUUGACAAGGAGAUAGGAGAAGCCCUUGAUAGAUUUCUCUCUUUAGAAAGAUGUAAUGGCACAAUCAUUCACACAAGCCUGCACGAAACUGCUUUAAGCUUUAGGCUCCUCAGAGAAUAUGGCUAUGAUGUCUCAGCAGAUAUAUUUGAGAGCUUCAAGGACCACAAUGGUAAUUUCAAGGCAAGUCUUGAUAGAGAUGUAAAAGGAAUGUUGAGUCUGUACGAGGCAUCGUUUUUAUGUUAUGAAGGAGAACAGAUUCUGGAUGAUGCCAAGGAAUUCACUAGCUUCCAUCUCAGGGGACUCGAUGAAGAUAGAAACACUCCUAUCCUAUUAGAACAAGUGAAUCACGCAUUGGAGCUUCCACUGCAUCGUAGAAUCCAAAGGCUUGAAGCACGAUGGUAUAUUGACUCAUAUGGUAAAAGAAUGGAUUCAAAUCGGGUACUACUUGAUGCGGCCAAACUGGAUUUCAACGUUGUGCAGUCAACACUGCAAGAGGAUCUCCAAGAAAUGUCAAGGUGGUGGAAGGAGAUGGGAUUAGCCUCAAAAUUAAGCUUCAGCCGGGAUAGGCUAAUGGAGUGCUUCUUUUGGACGGUUGGGAUGUCUUUCGAGCCUCAGUUCAUUAAUCUCCGCAAAGGUUUAACCAAAGUGACUUCCCUAAUAACUGUAAUCGAUGACGUCUAUGAUGUGUAUGGCACCAUGGAUGAAUUAGAGCUUUUCACGGUAGCUGUAGAAAGUUGGGAUGUUAAAGCAGUUCAAGGUAUGCCGGAGUACAUGAAGAUAUGUUUCCUAGCGCUCUACAACAAUGUCAACGAAUUCGCUUAUGACGCACUCAAAAAGCAAGGACAAGAUAUCCUUCCCUACCUCACCAAAGCAUGGUCUGAUAUGCUGAAAGCAUUCCUACAAGAAGCUAAGUGGUCCCGGGACAAGCACUUGCCAAAAUUUGAUAACUACCUCAACAAUGCGUGGAUGUCAGUGUCCGGUGUAGUAAUACUGAUGCAUACCUAUUUCUUAAUGAAUCACAGCAUAACAAAGGAAGCACUUGAGUCACUGAACAAUUACCAUGCGCUAUUGCGCAGACCGUCCAUUAUUUUUCGACUUUGGAAUGAUUUGGGUACUUCAAUGGCAGAGAUACAGAGAGGUGAAGUAGCAAGCUCGAUUCUGUGCUACAUGCGUGAAGCUGGUGUUACUGAGGAGGGUGCUUAUAAACACAUGCACAUUUUGCUUGAUGAAACUUGGAAAAAGAUGAACAAAGAUAGAGUCACCCAUUCUCCUUUCCCGAAACCUUUCGUGGAAAUAGCAAUCAACCUUGCUAGAAUUUCUCAGUGCACGUACCAGAAUGGAGAUGGGCAUGGAGCCCCGGAUAGCACGGCAAAUAAUCGAAUACGGUCCUUGAUAAUUGAACCCAUUGCCCUAUAG
Messenger RNA from Gastrolobium bilobum, 1767 nucleotides. RefSeq names its product tricyclene synthase EBOS, chloroplastic-like. The record is from RefSeq and is a predicted model, not a curated record. The coding region runs from base 1 to 1767 and encodes 588 amino acids. Lineage: Eukaryota; Viridiplantae; Streptophyta; Magnoliopsida; Fabales; Fabaceae. Gene Ontology annotation, biological process: diterpenoid biosynthetic process. The transcript has 7 exons. Gene Ontology annotation, molecular function: magnesium ion binding; terpene synthase activity.